This is a messenger RNA of Capra hircus (goat), 5658 nucleotides long. RefSeq names its product fibril-forming collagen alpha chain-like. The annotation marks the transcript as partial. The record is from RefSeq and is a predicted model, not a curated record. NCBI's taxonomy places the organism in Eukaryota, Metazoa, Chordata, Mammalia, Artiodactyla, Bovidae. The transcript has 3 exons.
GAGGCAGGGGACCGAACGGGGAGGGGAAAGGCCCCGCACGGAGCGGAACCCAGGAAGGCACCCAGGCAGGGCGGACACAGGCCGGCAGCCGGCGGCGGCAGGAGCAAGACCGCGAGAAGCGAGGAAGGGCGGGCCAAGGCGCAGAAAGGACAGGGGAGAGGCAGGGGGCGGCCGCGGGAAGGGCGGGCCGCGGAGCAGACCGGGAGGGCGCCCCGGGAAGGAGCGAACCAGGGGCGGCCAAAGACAGGCGGGCAAACACACACGGGGGGGCGGCCGCGGCGGCCCGGAAGGACGAGCACGGGCCCCGCAGCCGGGGAACGCGGCAGCCCAGCCGGCGGGAAAAGCGCGGCGGGGAGGGCAGGGGCAGGGACAAGGGGCCCGGGAGCCCGGGGCCGGAGGGAGGGCCCCAGGCGCGCGGGGAAAGGCAGAGGCACAGCCACAGGCGGGGCGACCCCGGGGCCCGGGAGGAGAGCGCGAGGGAGCCGAGGGCGGGCAGGAAAAGGCGGGGCGCCGAGGGGGACACACCCGGGGGGGAACCGGCAGAGCGGACCGAGGGGCCACAGGGCGCCGGGGCCGCGCGGGGGGGACCCGGAAGGGGGGCGGCCCAGCAACAGCCGGAACAGCCAGCCGAGGGCGCGGGGCGGCCGGCGGAGAGAGCGAGCGGGGCGGCGCGCGGGGGCAGGGCGGAAGCCAGGGGGAGCCCCACCGCGGGGGCCGGGGGGCGAGGGGAGGGACCGGGGCGAGGGGACCCCAGCAGGGCACCCGACCCCCGCAGACACACGCCCGCAGCCGCCGGCCCCAGGGGCAGGACGGGGCGGACCGAGGAAGGGGGCCCAAGGCGCAGAAAAGGCAGGGAGACACACGGCCCGGACGCGGGAACGGAGGCCGGGGGAGCAGGCCGGGAGGGCGGACGGCGGAGACGCCAAACACGGGCGGCAAGAGACAGGGGGGAAAACACACGCGCGGGGGCGGCCGGGCCGGCCGCCAAGGAAGAGAGCGGGGCCAGGCGCCGCCGGGCGGAGGCAGACAAGGCGGGCAAAGGGCGGGCGGAGAGGGCAGGGCGCAGCGGCAAGGGCCCCGGAGGCCCGGCACCCAGGGAGGGAGCCGACCCGCCCAGGGGAAGGCAAAGCAACCGCCAAACAGCGGGGCGCGCAGGGGGCCGCGGCAGGAGGGAGCGAGGGAGCCCAGGGCGGGCGGGAACGGGCGGGGAGCCGGCGGGGAAAGCAGCCGGGGAGCCCACCGGGAGACCAGGCGGAGGGGCGAAAAGGCGCAGGGGCCGGCCGGGGAGCCCGAACGCAGGACAGCCGAGCAACGGCGGGAAAAGCCAGCCGGGGGCGGGGGGCGGCCCGCGGACAGAGCGAGCGGGGCGCCCCAGGGGGGAGGGCAGAAGCAAGGGGGGGGCCGGCAACGCCGGGCCGGGGGGCCAGGGGAGGGGCAAGGGGCCCGCGACCAGGGGACCCCAGCAGGACACCGGGCCCCCGCAGACACACGCCCGCAGCCGGCGGCCCCAGGGGCAGGACGGCGCGCACCGAGGAAGGGGGGGCAAGGCCAGGAAACGGCAGGGAGACACAAGGCCCGGAGGCGGGCAGGGAGGCGGGGGAACAGGCCGGCAGGGCGGCGGGCGAACAAGCCAAACACGGGCGGCAAGAGACAGGCCGGAAAACACACGCGGGGGCGGCCGGGCCGGCCGCCAAGGAAGAGAGGGGCGCAGCCGCCGGGGGGCGGAGAGGCACACAGGGCGGAAAAGCACGGGCGGGGAGAGGCGGGGCAGGGGCCAGGGCCCCGGAGGCCCGGGGCGCAGGGAGGGCGCCCGCCCGCCCAGGGAAAGGCAAAGGAAGCGCCAAACGGCGGGGCAAGCAGGGGGCGGAGAGAGGCAGGGCCAAGGCAGGGGCGAAGAAGGGCAAGGGGCCCCAAGGAGAGAGGGGGCGAGAAGGCGCAAGGAGGAAGAAAGGACAAACGGGGGGCCCGCGACAGGCCGGAGGAGGAGAGAACAAGCAGGCAGCCGGCGGGAGGACGGGCGCGGGAAAAAACCGGCGGGCGAAGCCGGGAGCGGAAAAGGGCAAAGGAGGGGAGGAGGGCGAGGGAGGCGGGACAACCGCCAGACAGGCGGGGGGGCGGGGCAGAACGGAGGGGAGAGGAGAGAACGCCAGGACGAACACGAGCAAGGGGGGACGCGGGCGGCCCCGGGGGAGGGCGCGGGCAGAAGCGGGCGCGAGCGCCGGGAGCCGGGAAGAAAACGCGAGGGCACAAAAGCGCGGAGCAAGCAAGCCGCGGCGGGGGCCCGGGAGGGAAGGCGGCGCCGCCAGAAGCCAAGAAGCCCAGCAGCGGGGCGGGGGCAGCAACAAGAGGGCAGGGCCGCGGCAGGAGAGAGCGAGGGAGCGGAGGGCGGGCGGGAACAGGCGGGAGCCGGGGGGGAAAAGAGCCGGGGCACACAGCGGGAGACGGGGCCGAGAGGCCAAAAGGCGCAGGGCGGGCCCGGGGAGCCCGAACGGGGGGGGACGGAGCAACGGCGGGAAAAGCCAGCCCAGGGCGGGGGCCGCCGGCGGACAGAGCGAGCGGGGGGCCCGGCGGGGGGAGAGCGCAACCGAAGGGCCGGGCCAGAGCGACGCGCCGGGGGCCCAGGGGAGGGGCAAGGGGCCCGCGACGAGGGGACCCGAGCAGGGCACGCAGCCCGCGCAGACACACGCCCGAGGCGGCGGGCGCAGGGGAAGCACGGCGCCAACCGAGGAAGGGGGCGGCAAGGCGGGGAAAGGGCAGGGAGACACACAGCCCGGACGCGGCAAGGGAGGCCCGCAGAGCAAGCCGGCAGCGCGGAGGGCGGAGAAGCAAAACACGGGCGGCAAAGAGAGGCCGGAAAACACACGCGCGGGGGAGGACGGGCCGGCCGCGAAGGAAGAGAGGGGCCCAGGCGCCGGCGGCCGGAAGGGCACACAGCGGGAAGGCGCGGGCGGGGAGGGCGGGAGGCAGGGGCAAGGACCCCGGAGGCCCGGGGCCCAGGGAGGGCGCCCACACGCACAGGCAAAGCAAAGCAACGGCCAAGGGAGGCAGCGCGGCACAGCAAGGGGCCAAAGGAGGGGAGGGGCAGGGCAGGAGAGGCCGGCCAAGGGAGAGGCAGACCGGAGGGCCGGGAGGAGGGAGGGGGGGGCGCCGGGGAGGCGAAGCGACCGACAAGCAGCGGCGCCAACACCACAGGGCAAAAGCAGCCAAGGGGCAGCGGGCACGGGCGGGAGAGGACAGCGGCAGAGCCAGCCAGGACAGAGGGAAAAACCAGAGCCGGGACGGGAGGGAGCGGGGGGGCAAAGCAACGGCGCGGCGGGGAAGAGGCGGGCGAGGGGGGCAGCACGGGGCGGCCAAGGCAGAAAGAGGGGGAAGGGCAGGGAGGCAGCCAGCACCGGCAGGGAGGGCCAAGCCCCCCAAAAGAGGCGGCGGCGGGGGCCAAGGGGGCCCAGCGAGGGGCCAGGAAGGGAGGAGACGGGAGGCAAGGAGGGGAGGGGCGGAAGGCGGAGCGGGAAGCGAACGGGGGCACGCGCCGCGGGCACGGGCAGCAGGAGACGCGGGAGGCGGCGGCACGGGCGGCCAGAAGGGGGGGGCAGCGGCAGAGCGGAGAGGCGGGAGAGGGCGCCCAGCAAGCGGGAGGCCAGCGGGGGCGGCCGCCAGCCCAGGGGGCGCAGGAGGGACGCGGCAGAGAAGGGAAAGAAGCAGGGGGACAAGAGACAGCCGGGACAGAGGCCGGGCCGAGGGAGAACCAGGCGGGGGGCCAGGGCCAGGGCGAACGGGGGCGGCCGGACCGGCAGACAGGGGGCAGGAGACGAAAGGCCAGCGGGGACCAGCGGACCAGAAGACAAACAAACAAACAAACAAAGGAGCGGGAAGCGGAAAAAAAGGAGAGGCCAGAGAGCGGGAAGGAGCAGGAGGGCGGCAAAGGCAGCAGGGGGAAACCAGAGAGGACAGGGGGAAAACCGGAGGAAAGAGAAAGGGACAAGGGAAGCGGGGCACGGCGGCGACGGGAAAGGCGGGAAGAGGAGAACGGGAAGGAGAACGGACAGCAGGGGACCAGGACAGAGCAGAGGGGCACGGAGGGCACAGAAGGGCGAGGAGAGCGAGAGGAGGAACGGAAGGAAGCGGGGAACCGAGGAAAGAAAACAACAGGCGCAAAGGCCCGGGCGGAAGCAGCGAGCAGCAAGGAAGGGCGGGGCAAGGAGCGCAAAGGGAAGGGAAAAGACACCGACCGGCCGCGGCAACGGCGGGCCGCGGAGCAGAGCGGGAGGGCGCCCGGGGGAGAAGCGAACCGGGGCCGGCCAAAGAGAGGGGGGCAACACAAAACAAGGGGCCGCCGAGGCGGCCCCGAAGGAGGCGCGCGGGCCCCACAGCCGGCGAACGCCCGGCCCAGCCGCCGGGAAAAGCGCGGCGGGCAGGGCCGGGCAGAAAAGCCGAGGGACGGAGAAGCCGGGGAGGCGGCAGGCCAGGGGGGCGCGAGAGGGCGGACACGACGGAGCGACGGCACGGGCACGGGGCACGGCACGCCCCCGGAAACAACACGGGCGGCCCAGAAAAGAGAACGGAGAAGCCAGGGGGGGGCCAAAGGAGCAAGAGGAACGAACGAGGCCACGCCCGCCGAAGGGGGCCACACCGGACGCCGCGGAACCCCGGGCCGGGCGAGGGGCCCAGCCGGGCGCGGGGGAGGGGGGGCAACACAGGGGCGAGAGCCCGGGCCCAGGCACCGCAAAGCCCCGGAGAGGGGAGCCGACCACAGGGACCGAGGGCAAACGGACGCGGGAGGGCGGAGGAGCCGGACGAAGCCAGGGGGGGAGAGGCACACGGGCACGCGGCAGACGGCGGGCCGAGGGGCGGGGACCCAGCAGCCGGAGGACGGGGAGAACGGGAGGCGGCGCGCCACCAGGGACGGCAAGAGGGGGGGGGGCGGAGAGGGAGGGGCCGCCCGGGCCGCGGGCCAAGCAGAGACCCGGGACGAGGCCGGGGAGCGAGGGGCGGGCCGGGCACGGCGGAGCCCGGGACCGCCAAGAGCCCCGGGGGCGGGGCGGGCAGGCGCGCGCGGGGGGGGCCCGCCCGCGCAGCGGGGGGGCGGAGCAACCCCGGGGGGAGCAAGCAGGGGCCCGCAGCAGGGCCAAGGGAGCGCACCGCCCAGGAAACGCCCCAAGGGCCCGGGGAAGGGGCCACCAACGCCCCCGGGCCCAGCCGGCCGGGCGCGGGAGGCCCGCCGGGGCACAGGCCACAGGGCCCGGGGCCGCGACGGGCCCCCGGGGCGCCGCCGAGGCAGGCCGGGACACCAGACGCGCGCGCCAGCGCCGCCACCGAGAGCCCCGCGCGGGCCGCGCCGCCGGGGCCCCCAGGCCCCCGCCCCAACGCCGCCGGGGGCGCGGGGCGGCCGGGCCCGACAGCAGGCACAGAGGGCCACCCCGAGCGGCGGGGAGGGGCCGGGAGCCAAGGCGCCGGCCAGAGACCGGAGGGGCCAGCGGCGGGACGGGCAGCGAAGGCCAGGGGGCGGGGCGCACGGGGAGCCGGAGGCCCGCACCGCCGCGGGCAAACCCCAGCGCGAGGGCCCGGGAGAGACCCGCCAAGGGGACAGGGGACCCCGACGGGGGGGAAGGAGGGCCGGGGGGCCCGGCCACGGGGGCGACGGGCACGCCGAGGAGCGAC